This is a messenger RNA of Rhododendron vialii, 1208 nucleotides long. Its product is annotated as triacylglycerol lipase OBL1-like. The transcript is spliced from 2 exons. The record is from RefSeq and is a predicted model, not a curated record. Gene Ontology annotation, molecular function: triacylglycerol lipase activity. Bases 283 to 1152 code for a protein of 289 amino acids. Gene Ontology annotation, biological process: lipid metabolic process. NCBI's taxonomy places the organism in Eukaryota, Viridiplantae, Streptophyta, Magnoliopsida, Ericales, Ericaceae.
AAGUUUUGGGGUGGUUCAACUUCUGGAAUGGUAAGCAGCACAUUAGUCAUCAUUUAAUGUAAUUAAAUGAAUAAGGCUCUAUUUGUUUCGAUGUAAAUGCCUAAUAAACGGAGCCAGAAUGACUAAGGUAAAUUUCAAUUGAUAACCCUCCAUACUAUAUACUCCAUUAUUUUGUUCCAAUUUUCGUGUAGUCACUAGAAUUUUCUUUGGUAAUUGGAAGCUAAAAUUGAUCUGAUCCAAAGUUUUACAGAUUACCAGCAUCAAUGCUGAACACAAGCCAUAAUGUUCAAAGACACCACCUCAAACCCUAAUUUAAUAGUGGUUGCAUUCAGAGGAACAGAGCCCUUUGACGCGGACCAAUGGAGGACAAACAUCGAUAUCUCAUGGUAUCAGCUGAAAGGCGCCGCGGGUAGGAUCCACAGUGGCUUUUUGAGAGCCCUGGGUUUGCAGAAGAAAACGGGCUGGCCCAAGUACAUGAUAGACGAGGGCUCGGGCCGACAAUACGCUUACUACACCCUCAGACAGAAACUCAAAGAGGAACUGAAAAAGGAUAAAAACGUAAAGUUUAUACUGACAGGACAUGGCUUGGGAGGGGCAUUAGCGAUUUUGUUCGCGGCAGGGUUAGUGUUGCACGAGGAGAAAGAGUUGUUGGAGAGUUUGGAUUGGGUGUACACUUUCGGGCAGCCUAUGGUGGGGAAUGAGCAAUUUGGGAACUGGAUGGGGGAGAAAAUGAGGAUUCAUGAUGUGAAGUAUUUGAGGUAUGUUUACUGCAAUGAUGUGGUGCCUAGGCUGCCGUACGAUGAUCAAACCCGAAUCUUGUACAAGCACUUUGGGCCUUGUCUUUACGUCAACAGCUUCUACAGAGGGAAGGUCGUGAGGGAGGAACCCGACGAGAAUUACUUCUCCUUGUUAUGGGCAAUACCCAAGAACCAAAAUGCUGUUUGGGAGCUGGUUAGGAGUUUGAUACUCCCAUACAUGUGUGGUCUAGACUAUAAGGAAACCUGGUUUAUGACACUGGUUAGGCUAUUUGGAACGUUGAUCCCGGGGUUAGCAGCUCAUUGUCCUCAAGACUACGAUAUUGCCAUAAGAAUUGGAUUCUUUCCUUCGGAGUCGAUCCUUGUCCAACAAGUUGUAAAUGGUAACCAUGACUAGUUCAGCAUUAAUCUUUCUCCAUUUGUACCAAGUAGCCGAUAAUAAGUUCAUCUGAA